UUGAGUAAAUUUAGCUUCAAAUAUUCAUACGAAAAAUUAUAUCUUGUCAAUUAUUUGUUCCGAUCUUUCUCAGUCAAGAUAAUCUGUAACUUCAUUUUUUUGCAUUUGCUUAUGUGAAAUCUAGACAGGCUGAUUAACAACGAUGACAGGAGAUAUUUGUGAUGAAAUGUCAACAAUAAUUCCUGAGUUAAUUGUUCGAAGACCAGUAUACCAGCAAGAUGAUUUACUAAAAUUAUCUCACUACACUAAUCCGCAAAAACCAUUCAGCAAAAAGAUUGCCCACAAGUUCAAGAAAAUUCAGCCUACAUCCUGUUUCCGGCGUACAGUACCUAUUUUCGAUUGGUUACCUCGUUAUAAAUGGAAAAAAGAUUUAUAUGGAGAUAUCAUUGCGGGAGUUACAGUUGCGGUCAUGCAUAUACCUCAAGGUAUGGCUUAUGCAAUGUUAGGAAACGUUCCUGCUAUAACUGGAAUAUACAUGGCAUUUUUUCCUGUACUUAUCUACUUUAUAUUUGGAACAUCAAAACACAAUUCUAUGGGUACUUUUGCUGUCAUUUGUAUGAUGACUGGUAAAAUUGUCUUAGCUCAUAGUACUUUUCUUGCAUCGAAUCCGAACAAUUCCACUGCUUUACAUACGGAUUACAAAGUAUCUGCGAGCCAAGAAGUAAAUUUAUAUUCACCUACAGAAGUUGCUGCUGCCGUGACAUUCAUGGUUUCGAUUAUGCAGCUAGCAAUGUACUUUUUGCGCCUAGGUAUAAUAUCAACUUUAUUAUCUGAUGCGUUAGUUAGCGGAUUUACUACAGCUGCAGCAGUACAUGUAUUUGUAUCUCAGAUCAAAGAUCUUUUAGGACUAAAGCUCAAAAAACGCAACGAUAUUUUCAAAGUUAUUUUGACAUUUUAUGACAUCUUUGCAAAUAUUCAUGAGGUAAAUAUUGCAGCUGCAAUUAUCUCAGCAAUAACAAUUAUUGUUAUAAUUUUUAACAACGAAGUAUUAAAGCCCCGAGCAGCCAAAUUAUGCAGGUUUCCUAUUCCUAUCGAAAUGAUUGUAGUUGUCUUAGGCACAAUUUUAUCGAUCUAUACUGAUUUGGAAAAUAAUUACAGUAUUACUACCGUUGGAAAAAUUCCUGUUGGUUUGCCUCAUCCUAUAUUACCUCCUAUGGAAUUAUUAUCGAAUAUAAUUUUAGAUAGUUUUGUAAUCACUAUGAUAUCCUACACAAUAUCCAUGUCAAUGGCUCUUAUUUUUGCUCAAAAAUGCAAUUAUGAAGUCGAUUCCAAUCAAGAAUUAUUCGCCCAGGGUUUAGGAAAUUUAGUAGGUUCUUUUUUUUCUUGUAUGCCAUUUUGUGCAUCCUUAUCAAGAUCUCUGAUUCAACAAUCUGUUGGGGGACGGAGUCAAAUAUCGAGCUUAAUUUCAUGUGGAAUUUUAUUAUUUGUUCUUUUAUGGAUUGGACCAUUUUUUGAAUUAUUACCAAGGUGUGUUUUAGCAAGUAUCAUAGUUGUGGCUCUCAAAGGCAUGCUGAUGCAAAUAAAGGAUUUUCUCCGUUUCUUAAAAUUAUCAAGUGCUGAUGCAACAAUAUGGUUAGCCACUUUUUUAUCAGUUAAUAUUUUUGAUAUUGAGUACGGAUUGAUGGUUGGAGCAUUAGUAUGUUUGGCUAAUUUAUUAGCUCUUUCAACUCGACCAUACACUUGUAUACUUGGACGAUUACCCGGAACUGAAAUUUAUCUUGAUACAGAGAGAUUCAAAAAGGCAGUCGAAAUACCUGGAAUUAAAAUUUUCCACUACUGCGGAGGCUUGAAUUUUGCUUCAAAAACGAAAUUUCGAAGAGAAUUAUAUAAAAUAGCUGAUGUUAUUAUAAAUCAAGAGCUAUCAUCUGGUAAAAAAACUAUCACGAACGAUAAUACCAUCCACGAACAUCAAGAUUCGGAAAAGGUAUUUGAACUGAUCACUGACCAUAAGCCACUAGAAGUGAUUUUUGGAGAAAAAUCCAAGCCAUGUGCUAGAAUUGAACGAUGGGUUCUAAGAUUACAAGCAUACCAAUAUAAAAUAAUCUACAAACCAGGCAAAUCAAAUAUUGCAGACCCUCUUUCUCGUUUGUGCAAAAUAAAACAAGAGCAGCCGUUCGACAAUGAAAACUAUAUCAAUCUGAUCGUAGUACAGCCGACCUGUGGCAGUAUCGCUGAGCCAAAUCCGACAAGAAUCAAGAAUAAACAAGAAGAUUCUAUUAAUCAGAAAAGAGGAAAUAAAAUAGUCAUUCCAGAAAAUCUGCGACAACAGGUCCUAAAAGCAGCUCAUGAAGGUCAUCCAGGUAUAGUAGCCAUGAAAGGGCGUCUGCGGACAAAAGUAUGGUGGUCGGGAAUCGAUAAAGAUGCAGAAAAUAUAGUAAAAAAUUGUAAGGGUCGUACCCUAGUUUCUGCACCAGAUCCUCCAAAUCCAAUGAAACGACGUGAACUCCCGGUUGCACCAUGGGCGGAUGUGUCAUUAGAUUUCAUGGGGCCCUUACCAAGUAAAUAUUACAUCUUUUUAGUAGUUGAUUACUACUGCAGAUACAAGGAGAUAAAAAUCAUGAGAAGCACAACCACUGAAGACACAAUUAAAGUUUCAAAAGAAAUAUUUUCCAGAUUAGGUUUUCCAUCAAUAAUCACUUCGUACAAUGAACCUCAGUUCAAAAGUGAUACAUUCGCAGAAUUUUGUAGGCAGUGUAGCAUCGUUCACCUUGCUACCAUUCCCUACUGGCCACAGAUGAACGGUGAAGUAGAAGGCCAAAAUAGGAGCGUGCUAAAAAGACUAAAAAUUAGUCAAAUAGAAAAAAAAGACAGGAAAGCAGAUCUUAUGGACUAUUUAAUGAUGUACAAUAGCACUCCUCAGGCAACUACCGGAAAAACACCGUCAGAACUGUUCUAUGGACGACAAUUUAGGGACAAGUUACCAACCAUUUCUGAUUUUGGAAAAAAUUGGACGAACGAUGAAGAGAUGAGAAAGCUCGAAAACUUCAACAUCGGCGAGGAAUCAAUUUCUCUGGAAAUCGACGGAGAGACGGUGUUCGUCUGCACCGAGUCUGGGGCAAGACAUCAGGUGUCGGAAAUCUCCGACGAGACCAGACGAGUUAUAGCUGCAUCCAUCGCUUCGACAAACUCCGAUCAGCGUCAGAGUGACAACGCCGACUUGACAGAGACCAAGCAUGACGAACAACAGCCAAAGGUGAACUCGGUCGACGCCGUAAAUAACCCAGAGAAGUCAGGUGACAAACCUGAACCUACGGAUCAGUCGAAAGAGCUGGAAGAGAUGACGAACCAGCUGAAUGCUAGAAUUGCCGCGCUAGAAAAGGAAAAUGAAGAUGCUAGAGCUAAAUUAAAAAAAAAGCACCAAUGA
This is a messenger RNA of Trichogramma pretiosum, 3364 nucleotides long. Its product is annotated as solute carrier family 26 member 6-like. Gene Ontology annotation, biological process: transmembrane transport; DNA integration. Bases 143 to 3364 code for a protein of 1073 amino acids. Gene Ontology annotation, cellular component: membrane. The record is from RefSeq and is a predicted model, not a curated record. The transcript has 16 exons. Gene Ontology annotation, molecular function: bicarbonate transmembrane transporter activity; oxalate transmembrane transporter activity; sulfate transmembrane transporter activity. NCBI's taxonomy places the organism in Eukaryota, Metazoa, Arthropoda, Insecta, Hymenoptera, Trichogrammatidae.